GCGAGCGCCCGUAUCUAUACCUGUAUCCUAUACCACAGGUGAUUGUACACCAAAUUGUACCUACAUUACUUACAUUUAAACGCGUCACGCACGCGCACGGCUUUUUCAUCCACGUAUUCGAGAAACCCACAUUCGUGUAUACAUAUACAUACCAUAUAUUAUACGUACAAAAAAGAAAUACACAAACACCGAAAUGGCUCAUCUCACUUAUCGCUCGAAAGAGAUAGGCAUCGCUUAUCUAAACCCGCGACAGAUAACACAGUGGCGGUAGAAUGUGUCAGCUUAGCCUCGCGUUGGCAACGCGCAAGUGUCUCUCCAGGUAUUGUAUUCUACGAUGAAUUUUUGUCUCUUUCUCUUACCACGGCAGUGAGUGCGCGUCGUUGAUUCUCGCAUUACCCCGGUGACAUGAAGCUCUUUUUUGAACAUUUUUCUGCCGAUCGUACGAAAAAUCUCCGGAAAAGUGUAUUGAUUGACUAAACCGAUUCGCAACUGCUGUUUGUUGCAUUUUCAUUGAGCCUGUGGCAGUGGAAGAGGUAAUGUCGCAGAGUCCUGCAAAUGAAACAGCGCGCACAGAGGAGGAGGAGGGCGUUGGACUGGCCGGGCCGGCCAACUCCCUGACGAUGGAAUCGAUAGAUUGCGGCUGCGCGCAGUACCGGCUCCAGGGACUGGCCAAGUUCGCGACGCGCCGGGUACUCCUCGCCCUAUUGUGCAGCAUCGGAUUCCUCCAGGCUGCCAUCCAGGCUUACUUUUACGUCGCCAGCGCCACCAUCUCCCGGAGGUUCCAAAUCGAUCCCCACGUCAUGGGAUGGGUGUUGUACGUGUCGGAUGUCACGCCUGUUUUGAUCGGGUUGGCGGUCGCGUACUGGGGAGACCGGAUUCACCGCGCCGCCUGGCUCGGUGGGCUGACGCUCCUGCAGUGCGCCGGACUCUUGGGAUGCGUGAUCCCUCGCAUAUCUCGCUGGGACGAACGACUUGUAGACACCGACGACACGACCCACGCUUCCAUAUACGCGGAAGACAGUCCCGAGCUGUGUUCGCCCAUGCUGCCUCUAAGAGCGAUCAACAAGGAGGACGUGCCGCGCUACUCGACCCUCUUCCUGGUCAUCGUCAUGCAGGUUGUCUCGGGAAUGGCCCACGUUGCUUACUGCGCCCUCGGGCUCUCCUACCUCGACGACAACACGAAGAAAGUGCACGUCUCGGCUUAUUUGGGCGUUGCGAUAGCCGCGAAGGUGCUGGGCAACGCCCUCGGCUACCUGCUUGGCUGGUCGUUGCAACGAAUAGACGCCGACGAUCUCAGUUCCGUGAAAUCGUAUCGGGAUCAGUUUGGCGCGUGGUGGCUCGGCUGGCCGAUCUUCGCCGUCCUACUGGCCAUCCCCGGCGUCCUAAUGGCCAUUUUCCCGAGAAAACUGCCAUCCGAGAUGGUGGAGCAGGCGGCAGCCACGAUACUCCACGAAUCCGGUACGUUGAGGAACUCGCGCAGGUUGGCGUCGAUAAAGGUCGGCAGUACGGCCUUCGUACCCUCCCUGGCGAGACUCGUGACCAACAAGAUCCUCGUGUGCAACGUCCUGGCCGCUGUCUUUGUUCUUACGGCGCUGGUCAACUUCUCCGCCAACGAGAACGUCCUGCUCGAGUCGAGGUUCCUCGCGCCACGGCCCACCGGCCGGCUCCUGGGCUUCGGGGAUCCUCUGCUCUCGCGGCUGAUCGCGACAAUGACGAGGCCACUGUUGAUUGGACUGGCGAUAGUCGUGGCUGGUUUAUUGAUCAGACGCGCCAAGCCGGGGUCAAGGACCUUGGUGAUUUACAGCCUGGCAGUGCUGCUUUUGUCGGCUCUCGUCGUGCUCGGGCUCGCCUUCAACGACUGCGAAAAAGCGCGCAUCCGGGGCUUUCCCAACAGAGGAUCGGUCUCUCCGAGGGAGUAUUGCAACAAGGACUGCCAGUGUACGCGAGACGCGGACUUUCGUCCCGUGUGCGACAGCAGAGGCGAGUGGACGUUCUACAGCCCCUGCCACGCUGGCUGCACGUCCAUGGAUAACCAAUACGGCACUCAAGUAUACUACAACUGUUCCUGCAUCGGAGUUGAAAAGGGCGACGCUAGAGAUGGGCCGUGCGACUCGGACAGUUGUCAAGCGGGCUGGCUGAUACACGAGAUAAUGACGAUGCUGGUGUACGCCGCGGUAGCUUCGACGGUGGUCGGGGAUCUGCUGGUGGUCCUGCGAAGCGUCAACGUCCAGGACAAAGCGCUGGCGAUCGGCUACGGGCUGACUAUCUUGGGCCUCCUCGCCUACGUGCCGGGGAAGAUCGGGUACGACAAACUCGUGGAAUCCACCUGCUGGCACUGGGGAUUGAGCGUUUGCCACCUCCACCGGCCGAGCUUGGCCAGUUACCUGUGCUUCUUGACGGCCGGAUUGAUUUUUCUUGGGGCUCUGCUCAAGGUGGCCACCUGGCUGUUCAGCAAGGAUCUCGAGAUUUACGACCCCAUCGAGGAGGAAAGACAACCCGAGCAGACGGAGAUGGUCAAUGUGGCGAGAGCCCAGGCCGAGCCAUUGCUCCAGACCCAUGACCCAUCGCCUUGGGAAGGAACACCAAGAGACGAUCAGGAAGAAGCAGGUCCCGAAGUUGGCUCGUUGGAUCCGGAAAUCGCGGUGGAAAACCCCUUGGGCAAGGCUAACGGUCCAGUCGCGAGUGUGAGCGACGAAUGGGAGUCCUCGGGAAGACCAGAGUACGGACAGCAGUCCAAGGGGGCAGCGGAGGAGCCCAGCACCGACGAGGAUAGUUCAGACGACGGUCGGAGCAAGCGAUCGAAAGUCUCGUACAGACCUCUGGAGCUGGAUUCGGAUGGCGGGAGCGAGUCCGAAAAGCCGUUGCCGACUUCGAGCCUGGACGAGCUGAGCAGGCCUCCACAGAGAAUCCAGCCGUCGGGCGAGAGGCGCUUUCCGAAUCCAGAAAACUACGGCGACCCAAGACUAGCCAGGUCCUCGAAGCACAACAGUCCGCAAACUGGGACCAGCGGCUCCCAGGGGGAGCGACCGGUGUCGAAAGGCGACUUCAACGAGAUAGGUAUUCCACUCGUCAAUUCUUACGAACCAAAGGUCGAGGACUCUACAAAGGGAUCGCUUCGGUCGCCAAUGGUGAUGGUCGCGACGCAACAUUUGGACGGAACUCCCAGUGGCGAGUUGUUGGAUGAAAAUCGUUUUGCUUACCGAUCUCCGAUGACGAGCUACUACGAGGAGAUGGAGGAGAACCGGAAUUUUCGGCUAAGGAAGCUGAUGCAACCCGUGGAGUACCCUUCGCCUUCGCGGGAUCAAGCAUCUUCUUCUGGUUUUGGAAGUUUUCAGGAUCUACGGGAUAGGUUGAGGCUGCACGAUGACGCGUCAGACUCCAGGGGGAGUUUGAGCUCGAAAACUUCGGACUCUGAGCCACCAAAGAAUAAGGGUAGCCCUCUGUGCACGAAUUUGUGAGGGUGUCAAAGAUUUUCAUCGAGCGUCCAAGGCUUUUUGUACUUUUAUACAAAGAUAAUCUAGCCCAUUAUUGCCCUGUAUUUGACAAGUUGUUCAUGUCGUACAGUUCUCUCAGAUCAGUCGCCAAGUAUAUACACAUGAUGCGUUUUUUAUAUUUAUAUUGUAUUCAAAUAAACAAUCCACGAUCA
Molecule: messenger RNA, 3646 nt
Organism: Copidosoma floridanum
Lineage: Eukaryota; Metazoa; Arthropoda; Insecta; Hymenoptera; Encyrtidae
Product: solute carrier organic anion transporter family member 2A1
Biological process (GO): sodium-independent organic anion transport; transmembrane transport
Cellular component (GO): basolateral plasma membrane
Molecular function (GO): protein binding
Source: RefSeq, a predicted model, not a curated record